CAGCAUCACAGGUGGAUCCUAAGCAGUGCAAGUGUUUUCACAUGUGAAACUAUAUAGACAAAUGAAUCUGUCAGAAAUCUACGAGUAGAUGCGAUUUUAACUGCAAUCAUAUCUUGAACACUCUCUCCAUUUACAUCGCACCUUUUAAUGGCUACGCCAGCAGAAGGACGGUUUUGUCGUGACGACACUCAAUGUUCCUCGGAACAGUAUUGUUAUAAUGUAUCCGAACGAUGCGUCGAUUAUACUCAAUGCAGCAGGUAUAAUCGACAAGAAAAUAAAAGACGAUCUCGACAUCCCUCUCACUGUGGACAAUGUCUGCCUGGUUAUACCGCGGAAGAACUUGGUACAGGAGAAAUGGCAUUGCUAUGCAGGAAAACAGACACACGUGAAAAUAUUUUUGAAUCCGGUGGAUUGAUCACUUUAGUAAUCAGCUGCGCAAUAAUUGGAGUAAUUUUUUGUGCAAUUUUAGUAAUCGUUUUAUUCGUAAGGAGACGAGGAUCGAGACGGCUGAACAAUAAUAAUAUAGAAGAGUCUAGUGAUCUUUGCGCAGUUGAGCCAAGUGCUCCACCAAUGGAAAGACCGUUUAUCGAUUGCGGAGAUGGCGCACAGUUUAAUAACAAUAAAAACGUAAAGGAUAAGAACAAACUAGUGCGCGCUGCUAUGUUUAAUGGACCUGAUUGGGUUUGUACUAACCCGAACUAUGAAAACAAUUUAAAUAACGAUAAUGCAAAUGCAUUGGACCAAUCCAAUUCUAGCAGGGAUCUACCAUCGACCGAUAAUAAUACCAAUACCUGGGCUCUGCAACAAUUACCGUUCACGGUAGUAAAUAAUAACAGAUUAGAAUUUGAAGUAGAACGAAUGAGUAACAGCGCAAAUGUCGUUCGGGCGAAUAGCCCCUCUUCGUCUAAUGCAACCGAAGAAGAUAGCAACAAUAACAGUAAUGAUUCAACAUCUGAUUCGAAUAACGCUCAAGAUGGUAGAGAACGUAAUCGAAGCUCAAAUAUAUUAAUUGCCCCGACAAUAUCGAUGAACGUACAUGUUCUCAAUACUGAUUGUUGAUUUUAAAGAAUAUAAAUAUUAUAAAAUGAAAUCACGCAAGUGCCGAAAUUUGGAGGAAUAAUCGCUGAAUUUAU
Molecule: messenger RNA, 1133 nt
Organism: Colletes gigas
Lineage: Eukaryota; Metazoa; Arthropoda; Insecta; Hymenoptera; Colletidae
Product: hybrid signal transduction histidine kinase M-like
Exons: 7
Coding region: 148-1059 (303 amino acids)
Source: RefSeq, a predicted model, not a curated record